Molecule: messenger RNA, 1486 nt
Organism: Melospiza georgiana
Lineage: Eukaryota; Metazoa; Chordata; Aves; Passeriformes; Passerellidae
Gene: RHOC
Product: ras homolog family member C
Exons: 6
Coding region: 313-918 (201 amino acids)
Biological process (GO): small GTPase-mediated signal transduction
Cellular component (GO): neuron projection
Molecular function (GO): GTPase activity; GTP binding
Source: RefSeq, a predicted model, not a curated record
CCGGCCGGGGCGGUGCCCGGAGCCGCGCGGGGCCGGAGCCGGAGCGGGACGGGGCAGCGGCGGAGAGAGGUUCUCAGGAGCGUUUACCCAGGCUCAGCUCCCACCUUGCCGUUUGCACGGGAGAGGUGCGCUGACAUGAAAAGAAGGAGUUGUGUUAGCAAAUGCUGAUCGGCGCUGGGGCAGGCAGGCGUUGCCCAAGCACAGGCAUCUGCUGAGAUUGUGCCGUGUCAUUUGGAGCUUUCAGCAAGACACUCGGCUCCCGUGAGGCUGGGAAGGCUGUUGCUGCUGCAGGAGGUAAAAUAAGAACAUGGCAUGAUGUCCUUUGGAAAAGGAGCGAUGGCAGCCAUCAGGAAGAAGCUGGUGAUCGUGGGAGAUGGUGCCUGCGGGAAGACGUGUCUGCUGAUCGUGUUCAGCAAAGACCAGUUCCCCGAGGUCUACGUGCCCACAGUGUUUGAGAACUACAUUGCUGACAUAGAGGUGGAUGGCAAGCAGGUUGAGCUGGCCCUGUGGGACACGGCAGGACAGGAGGACUAUGACAGGCUGCGGCCCCUCUCGUACCCGGACACGGACGUCAUCCUCAUGUGCUUCUCCAUCGACAGCCCCGAUAGCCUCGAGAACAUCCCUGAGAAGUGGACGCCGGAGGUGAAGCACUUCUGCCCCAACGUGCCCAUCAUCCUGGUGGGGAACAAGAAGGACCUGCGCAACGACGAGCACACGCGGCGGGAGCUGGCCAAGAUGAAGCAGGAGCCGGUGAAGCCAGAGGAGGGAAGGGACAUGGCCAACAGGAUCAACGCCUUUGGCUACCUCGAGUGCUCGGCCAAGACGAAGGAGGGGGUGCGGGAGGUGUUUGAGAUGGCCACCCGAGCUGGGCUGCAGGUGCGCAAGAACAAGAAGCGCCGAGGCUGCCCGCUGCUGUGAGCAGCCCUGCGGGCAGCAGCACUGCCUGCCCUGCCCGGGGCACUGCUGGCACCCAGCCCCAGCCGCACCUCGUGGUGCCACCACCUGCCCCGCACCCUUCGCACCAGAGUGCCACCCACGCUCACAGGGGUCCCCGUGACACUCCGGGGCCAUGAGGGGCCAGUGCCUUCAGCACCUGCUGCUGUCUGCGGGCCGGUGCUCGUGUUGCUCCCCGUGUUGCCCUGUUCUGUACUGAGCUCCCUGGUUUUGCCCUUCCCGCGGGCAUUGCUGGGGGGUUCCCUCUUCCCCAGCUCUGGCAGGUGCCACAGGAGCAGGAGGUGCCGGUCACAGCUCACGUGUGGGGUGUGCUGUGCUGCUCUGCUGGGCGUGCAGGCAGCACACAGCCGUGUCACAGACCUGCCCGGGCAGUUUCAGCCCUGUCUGCGCAGAGCUGGGCCCAGCUGCUGCCAGCAGCUCAGCUCUCCUCCUGGGACUGUGCCCAGCUCUGCCGGCACCGCCGCCUCCGAGUCUGCCUCGGCCGCGGGCUUGGCAGCACUAAACCAACUGCAUAAUUGGGAGAAUAAAUGCA